Colletotrichum destructivum is the source of this 2257-nucleotide messenger RNA. RefSeq names its product Putative 3'-5' ssDNA/RNA exonuclease TatD, metal-dependent hydrolase. NCBI's taxonomy places the organism in Eukaryota, Fungi, Ascomycota, Sordariomycetes, Glomerellales, Glomerellaceae. Gene Ontology annotation, molecular function: hydrolase activity, acting on ester bonds. The transcript has a single exon. The record is from RefSeq and is a predicted model, not a curated record. The coding region runs from base 627 to 1847 and encodes 406 amino acids.
CCAUCAUCGCGUCCUUUUGCGUCGUGGACUGGAUGAUCGAGGUGCUUCACCAACACAGCGAGCACCUCGCUUUUUCGCGCGCGCAUUGUGUCGUAGCUUCUUAGCCGGUCAAACUCCAUCAGACAAACCCGCCGACCUACUCUCUCAUCAUUAUCGUCUCUGAAUCAACACCUUGACGUCGCCAGCCUGGGUAAAAGCGCGCCCUACACACCCUACGCUUCCUCCGCACGCUCAGAGCCGCCGUCGUAUGCGCAAACACCACCGCCAACUAAGACCGUCCCAGCGCGCUGCACUCUACCGGUCCCUGCUUACUAUCGCCCCCCCAGUACUCCAGUCCCAGCCAUUCUGUGCUUGGCACACUUGUUCGAGGUUCCAGGCCUGGUGGUACCUGGGAAGUCGAGUCGAGUCUGGGAGAGGAGAAACGGCGAUAAUCAAACCCGGCCUGUCAUACCAUACCAUACCACACCCCCCCCCCCCUUCUUUGGACUCUCUCUGGAGCCUCAAAGCAGUGAUCACUCCCUGCCUGUUUUGAAUCUCGACGAUCCCCGUCUCUCCCGCUUCCCCGUCCAGCUCAUCCCGGCACACCAAGCUCCGACCCACCCCCGCCCGUCAGUCCAACCCGCGCCAUGUGUGGCCAGCAUGAAGACGGGGACGCGAACUCCUCCACUGCCGUCAUCUCGCCCUCGCCCUCAUCGACUCCCUUCCCCUGGGAAUCCGGCAUCUACGAUGCUCAUUGCCACCCCACGGAUACCAUGUCGACCGUUGACCGCAUCCCCGCCAUGCGCGCCGCUGCUCUAACUGUCAUGGCCACCCGGAGCCAAGACCAGGCUCUUGUCGCUGAGGUUGCUGCGUCCCACGGCGUUCGCUCAAAGUACGAGAUGUCUCAGGGUCAUCUGAUCCCCUCCUUUGGCUGGCAUCCGUGGUUCUCCUACCAGCUAUUCGACGACACCGUGCCCGAGGCUGAGAGGACCUACCCCGAGGGCCAGCCCGACGCGAAGACGCGCCAUUACCACGCCGUCCUAGCCCCCGCCCCAGAGGACCCCGACUUUCUCGACGCCUUGCCCACCCCGCGUUCUUUGUCAUCCUUUUUGGCCGAUACGCGCCGCCGCCUCCAAGACCAUCCCCUUGCUCUAGUCGGUGAGGUUGGUCUCGACAAGGCCUUUCGCCUGCCCGAAGGAAGGACCGACGCUGAUGAGUCCUCGCGUGACCGGACCCUGACCCCGGGCGGUCGUGAGGGGCGUCGUCUGGCGCCUCAGCAUGUCAAGAUGCCCCACCAGGUUGCCGUGCUGAAAGCCCAGCUGGCGCUUGCGGGUGAGCUCGGCCGCCCUGUGAGCGUCCAUGGCGUCCAGGCCCAUGGCCUUCUCCACGAUACCCUCUCCUCACUGUGGAAGGGUCACGAGAAGGAGGUCGUCAGCAGGAAAAAGAAGCGCCUCGUUGCCGAGGGAGCCGAGGAUUUUGAUUCUGACGAUGAGCCCGAGGAGGAUAACUUUGGCCGAAAAAACGUGCCGCCGAAGCCGUAUCCCCCACGAAUAUGCUUACACUCGUACUCUGGGUCCGCCGAGAUGUUGAAGCAGUACACUAACCCGGCCAUCCCGGCCCGUGUAUUCUUCUCCUUCUCUUCCGCUAUUAACUUAGGGACCAAGGCAGGAGCUGACAAAAUCGUCGAGGUCCUCCAGGCAUGUCCCGACGACAGCCUUCUGGUGGAAAGCGACUUACAUAUCGCCGGCGAGGAAAUGGAUGCCAGACUGGAAGAGAUGUACCGCAAGGCCUGCGAGGUCAAGGGAUGGGGCCUUCAGGAAGGCGUCGAGCGUAUAGGGAGGAACUACCGGAACUUCAUAUUUGGCUGAACACGUCACAGUUGUGGAUAGGACGACUAUGGCACGGAUGCCAGGUUUGCUUCACAAUAGCGCAGACUAACAGCAGUCGACCGCACACGCAUCACAACAUCAGUAUCCAUCUUGGGCAGGCCGGUUCUGGGCCGUUCAUCGAGUAAGGCUACAGAGAGACACAGUUUACUUUGCAGGCUACGCGAAACGGCCGCAACCAUCUCCCUUGACUUGUGACAUGAACCACUCAACAGCGCCGGCUCCUCCAUUGGCUUCACGAUGGCCACGAACAAAUAAGUCAGACAAUGCGAUAUCAACUGCGGGAUAGUCUUCGGGAUUACUUCUAAGUGCUGACGUACGUAUGCUUGACUUGACCGUAUAAAACAUAUUUGGUCAGGAUGACACCGCCGUCUAUAGACAGCUCUCGUCUU